Anopheles funestus (African malaria mosquito) is the source of this 2231-nucleotide messenger RNA. It is a transcript of the gene nAChRbeta2, whose product is annotated as acetylcholine receptor subunit beta-like 2. Gene Ontology annotation, cellular component: synapse; postsynaptic membrane; neuron projection. Bases 261 to 1856 code for a protein of 531 amino acids. Gene Ontology annotation, biological process: signal transduction; monoatomic ion transmembrane transport; chemical synaptic transmission. The transcript has 9 exons. NCBI's taxonomy places the organism in Eukaryota, Metazoa, Arthropoda, Insecta, Diptera, Culicidae. The record is from RefSeq and is a predicted model, not a curated record. Gene Ontology annotation, molecular function: acetylcholine-gated monoatomic cation-selective channel activity; transmembrane signaling receptor activity.
UAUGGGUGCUUAUCGAUUUUUCUCUAUUCUCACCCGUACACGGGAGUGGACCGUUUUGAUGCUGAAUUUUUCCUUGCAGCAUCCGUACGGGGUUUUUCUAACACAACCAGCACCGAUGGGCGUGCUGGGUCACGGAUAGUUAAAAACGGGUUAAAAGUGUGAAUUUGCCCAGCGGUUUGUAUGGUAUACUGUGAUGUGAGCGAGUGAUCGUAUAAAGGUAAAAAGUAAAUGAUUAAUGUGCAGUUAAAGGAUUCGCAAAAAUGAAGCUGAUAUCCACCGAAUUUUGCAUCAAAAUGUUGAAUGCGAAAGUGUUUCUCCUUUGUCUGGUCGCAUCCAGCUCGGCACAGGCAUCGGUAGCGCACAUCGAAGCGAACCCGGACGCCAAAAGACUGUACGAUGAUCUGUUAAGCAAUUACAACCGCCUGAUACGGCCAGUGGUGAAUAACACCGAAACGCUGACCGUUUGGCUCGGUCUGAAGUUGUCGCAGCUAAUCGAAGUGAGCCUACGGAACCAGGUAAUGACCACGAAUCUGUGGGUCAAGCAGAAAUGGUUCGACUAUAAGCUGCGUUGGGAUCCGGAGGAGUACGGCGGUGUGGAGAUGCUGUACGUCCCAUCGGAACAGAUCUGGUUGCCCGAUAUUGUGCUGUAUAACAACUGGGAUGGCAAUUAUGAGGUGACACUCAUGACGAAGGCAACGCUGAAGUACACUGGGGAGGUAUUUUGGGAGCCACCGGCAAUCUACAAAUCAUCGUGCGAGAUGAACGUCGAAUACUUUCCGUACGACGAACAGACGUGUCUGAUGAAGUUUGGCUCGUGGACGUACAACGGAGCACAGGUGGAACUGCGUCAUCUGGAUCAGAUUCCUGGUAGCAAUCUCGUACAGAUUGGGAUAGAUUUGAGCGAGUUCUACUUGUCCGUCGAAUGGGACAUCUUGGAAGUACCGGCUAGUCGAAACGAGGAAUACUACCCUUGCUGUCCAGAACCAUUCUCAGACAUCACGUUCAAACUUACGAUGAGAAGAAAAACGCUUUUCUACACGGUCAAUCUGAUCAUACCUUGUGUCGGUAUCACGUUCCUGACGGUACUGGUGUUCUAUCUGCCGAGUGAUUCGGGCGAGAAGGUCACGCUUUGCAUCUCAAUAUUGGUGUCAUUGACUGUGUUCUUUUUGCUGUUGGCCGAAAUUAUCCCUCCGACAUCACUAGCCGUGCCACUGUUGGGCAAGUAUCUGCUCUUCACGAUGAUCCUUGUAUCGCUAUCGGUUUGGACGACUGUUUGCGUUCUUAACGUCUGGUACAGGAGCACAUCGACACAUAAAAUGUCACCCUUCGUCCGGAGGCUGUUUCUGGAGAUAAUGCCCAAGAUCUUGAUGAUGCGUCGGGCAAAGUACACGCUGCCGGAUUACGACGAUUCCACACCCAGCAAUGGCUACACGAACGAAAUCGAAAUGAGUGUUAGUGAUUUUCCCGGCGAGUUUAAGGAAGGUGGUGACAGUUUCGAUAAUAUAGGAGUUAAUCUUUCGCACGGUUCAGUCGAGGCGGAAAAUGUCAUCCCGAAGCAAUUAUCACCGGAGGUGCUGUCCGCAAUACAGGCGGUAAGAUUUAUUGCCCAGCACAUUAAGGACGCUGAUAAGGAUAAUGAGAUCGUCGAAGAUUGGAAGUUCGUCUCGAUGGUGCUGGAUCGGUUCUUUCUGUGGGUGUUUACAAUUUCCUGCAUUUUCGGCACGUUCGGCAUCAUCUUCCAGAGUCCAUCGCUGUACGAUACGCGGGCCCCGGUUGACCAGCAGCUGAGCGAAAUACCGCUGCGCAAGAACAACUUUAUGCUUCCACCGGACAUCGUACGUAUCACGCUGGAUUAAGGGCUUUGUUCGCGUACGAGGAUGAAGAUUUGUUUUAUGUUUCGAUUGUGGUACACCAUUCAAUGUCGAACAAGUGUGGGAGAUGGCCUACGGGACGGGUGUCUCCCAGGGUACGAUGGUUCAACACAGGCACAAGUACGGUUUGAAGCAAACAGUUUUGUUACGGUGUUGCUAUUGCCGCACCGAGAGUUUUUUUGCAAAAUGGUUGAUUAAGGUUUAACGCGUAGCUGCAUUUAUAACGAAACUACUACGAAUACGAACAGCGAAUCGAUAGCAUUUCUUAAUCGAAAUUUAACAUUACGGUAACAACAACAGAAACAGACAAAAAAACUAGUGAAUAAAGCGUAAAGAGCACAUGUUUGUACUGGGUGUAAA